Messenger RNA from Sus scrofa (pig), 2038 nucleotides. The record is from RefSeq and is a predicted model, not a curated record. NCBI's taxonomy places the organism in Eukaryota, Metazoa, Chordata, Mammalia, Artiodactyla, Suidae.
UCGCCCCGGAGAGCUGGUCGACACCUCGGGCCAUCUGACCCGAGCGCAGGUCUCCGGUGUCGCCCCUGGCCCCUCCGCCCCCGGCACGGGGCCGCUGGUCGACCGGGGGGGGGGGGGGCGGGGUGGGGAGGGCCGGGCGCCCGGGGGGGUGCUUGGGGACCGCGGAGCCUUCCCGGGCAGCUGGUUGACCCCGCGGGCCUCGGACCAACGCGGUGUCCGGGACAGCUGGUCGCCCCUGGGACUCGGGGCGGGCGGGCGCCCGGGACCCUGUCGACCCGCAGGCCCUCGGACCAGUGCGAGUGGCCCGGGUCAGCAGGUUGACCCACGGGCCCUAGGCUCUGGCCGGAGUCGCCCAGGACCGCAGGUCGACCUCACGGUCCUCGGAAACAAGCCAGAGACAUCCGGGACUGCUGGUCCCAAGGCGGGGGCCCACAGACCCAAGCGCGAGACUGCCCGGGAAAGCUGUUCGACACCGCGGGGCCCUCGGCAGAGUCCGGAGUCACCCGGGACAGCUGGUCGACACCACCGGGCCUCGGGAACGGGCCCGAAUCGCCCAAGAGAGCUCAUCGACCCCGCGUACCAUCGGACCCCGAGCGCGAUUCACCCGGGAGAGCAUGUCGAAACCGAAACCGCAGACCCUCGACGCGGGCCCGAGUGCCCCGGACAGCUGGUCGACACCGCAUGCUCUUGGACCCGGGCCGGAAUCACCCGGGGGGAGCUGGGCGACACCUUGGGCCCUCGGUCACGGCCCCGAGUUCGCCCGGGCCACCUGGUGGACACCGCAGGCCUCGGGACAGUCCGAGUCACCCGGGACGCCUGGUCGACUUCACGGGCCUCGGACACGAGCCAGAGUCGUCCGGGCCUGCUGGUCGACCCCGGGCCCUCAGAGGCAAGCGUGAGAUGCCCGGGAGAGCAGUUCGACACCGGCAGGCCUUGGCACAGUCCGAGUCACCCGGGAGAGCUCGAAGACCCGCGGGCCAUCGGGUAUGGCCCAGUCGCCCCGGAGGCUGGUCGACACCUCGGGCCAUCUGACCCGAGCGCAGGUCUCCCGGGAGUGCUGGUGGACCCCGAGGGCCUUGGACCCGGGUCCGAGUCACACGGGACCCCUGGUCGACGCCGAGGGCACUCGGACCCGGGCCCAAAGGAGCUGGUAGACACCGCGGGCCCUCGACCCGAACCGAGUCGCCCGAGAGAUGUGAUCGACACCCCGGACCCUCGGGCACGGAUGAAUAGCCCGGUACCGAUGGUCGACACCGGGGUCCGGCGGAAACGAGCCCGAGUCGCCCGGGGACUGCUGGGCUCUGGCCGGAGUCGCCCAGGACGGCAGGUCGACCUCACGGGCCCUCGGAAACAAGCCAAAGACAUCCGGGACUGCUGGUCGAUGGCGGGGGCCCACAGACCCAAGCGCGAGACGCCCAGGAAAGCUGUUCGACACCGCAUGCCCUCGGCAGAAUCCAGAGUCACCCGGGACAGCUGGUCGACAACACGGGCCCUCGGGAACUGGCCCGAAUCGCACAAGAGAGCUCGUCGACCCCGCGUACCAUCGGACCCGAGCUCGAUUCACCCGGGAGAGCAAGUCGAAACCGAAACCGCGGACCCUCGACAUGGGCCCGAGUGCCCCGGGCAUGCUGGUCGACAGCGCAUGCUCUCGGACCCGGGCCCGAAUCACCCGGGGGAGCUGGGCGACACCUCGGGCCAUCUGACCCGAGCGCAGGUCUUCCGGGAGUGCUGGUGGACCCGAGGGCCCUUGGAUCCGGGUCCGAGUCACACGGGACCCCUGGUCGACGCCGAGGGCACUCGGACCCGGGCCCAACUGGUGGUCACCACGGGCCCUCGGGAACGGGCCCGAAUCGCCCAAGAGAGCUCGUCGACCCCGCGUACCAUCGGACCCGAGCGCGAUUCACCCGGGAGAGCAUGUCGAAACCGAAACCGCGGACCCUCGACGCGGGCCCGAGUGCCCCGGGACAGCUGCCCGGUACCGAUGGUCGACACCGGGGUCCGCGGAAACGAGCCCGAGUCGCCCGGGGACUGCUGGUAG